GAUUUCGGUCCUGGAAAAGUUUCAUAUAAAAAGGAAGCUAAGACAAUGAAAACUCACAGAACUCCAUAAACUCAAAAAGAAGCUCUGGAUUCUUCUGGCUCUUUGUCCUCAAACAGAAUGGAGGCGAUUCCAAAACUUGUCGCCGGACUUCUGCUGCUGACCUUCUGCGUGGCUGGCUGUUCCAGCCAGCACUGGUCCUAUGGCCUGCGCCCUGGGGGGAAGCGAAGUGCUGAGAAUCUGGUUGAUUCUUUCCAAGAGAUAGUCAAAGAGGUUGAUCAACCCGCAGAACGUCAGCGCUUCGAAUGCACCCUCCAGGAGCCGCGCUCUCCCCUCAAGGACCUGAAAGGAGCUCUGGAAAGUCUGAUUGAAGAGGAAACUGGGCAGAAGAAGAUUGAAAUCCAUUGAAUCACAAUUGACAACACAAAUAUAAUUCUGACCUUGAAAUCUGUGACCCAUGUAACAGCUGUAAAUUGUGUGAAUUUCAGAUAUGCUUAUGCUAAAUUCACGUAUUUCAUAACGAAGUGUCGUGUUGUGAAUAAAGUGGCAUAAAUGUUAA
Messenger RNA from Suricata suricatta (meerkat), 556 nucleotides. RefSeq names its product gonadotropin releasing hormone 1 (gene GNRH1). Bases 118 to 405 code for a protein of 95 amino acids. The record is from RefSeq and is a predicted model, not a curated record. Gene Ontology annotation, cellular component: extracellular region. Gene Ontology annotation, molecular function: gonadotropin hormone-releasing hormone activity. The transcript is spliced from 4 exons. NCBI's taxonomy places the organism in Eukaryota, Metazoa, Chordata, Mammalia, Carnivora, Herpestidae. Gene Ontology annotation, biological process: multicellular organism development.